Rubroshorea leprosula is the source of this 1775-nucleotide messenger RNA. The record is from the annotation of a GenBank genome assembly. Lineage: Eukaryota; Viridiplantae; Streptophyta; Magnoliopsida; Malvales; Dipterocarpaceae.
GGGGGGGGGGGGGGAAGGUUUCAAGGCUCCAAUCUUGUUCUUGAACAAGAAACGAAGGCCUAAACCAAGCUUCUUCACCGGUUUCUCAAAGGAAGGCUGUCGAGUUCCCUUUUUUUUUUUUUCUUUCGGGUGGCUGCAGCGGGAAGAAAGAAGAAGAAGAGCAGAAUCGGGCUAAGAAGAAAGAGGAAAAAAGGAGAAAAGAAAUAAGCCAUCCUUAUCCAAAUUUUGCCUCUUUAAGUCCCUCAACUUUGGACAUUUUGCCGAACAAGAAGCCCCAAGCCACCGACAACACCCACCCUUUUGAGAAACGGUAAAAGCUUGAUUUUUCCCUUCUUUUCUUGUUCAAGAACAAGAUUUAGAACUUAGAAAUCUUCCCCCUGCAGAAAAAUUUCAGAUCUGCUUUGUUCCUUCCCCCUCCGUCUGCUGCUCUUGGCUGUGUGGGUGUGAAUUGUUCAAGUUUCUGAUGAAACGCGAUGUUGAAAGGAUGUGUGAAAGAUGCAUAACAUGUAAACAAGCAAAAUCUAGAGUUUUACCACAUGGUUCUUGAAGAUGGCACACUUCAUUCCAUGUGAUAAAACUGAUGAUGUAACCAAUAUUGUAGAUUUGUUCUUUAAGGAGGUCAUUCAUUUGCAUGGCAUUCCAAGGACUAUCAUUUCUGAUCACGAUGUUAAGUUCUUGAGUUACUUUUGGAAGACCUUGUAGGGCAAGUUAGGAACUAUGCUACUAUUUUCAACUACUUGUCAUCCACAAACUGAUGGACAAAUAGAAGUGGUUAAUAGGAUGUUGCCAACCUUAUUGCAUUUUAUUAUUCAAAAAAGCUUGAAGAAUUGGGAAGAGUGUUUGCCACACGUUGAAUUUGCUUAUAAUUGAAGUGUCCAUUCAACAACUAAAUGUUCGCCAUUUAAAGUUGCAUAUGGUUUUAAUCCACUCACUCUUUUGGACUUACUACCUUUACUUAUUGAUGAACGAGCUAGUUUGGAUGGGAAAAAGAAAGCUGAAGUGGUUAAGCAAUUGCAUGAAAGAGUGCGACAAAACAUAGAGUGAUGAAUUGAACAAUAUGCAAAUCAAGCCAACAAAGGGCGAAAGAGAAUUGUGUUUGAACCUGGAGAUUGGGUUUGGGUGCAUAUGCACAAGGAGCAAUUCCUUUCACAAAGGCAUUCUAAGUUGCAACCAAGAGGCGAUGGACCAUAUCAAGUGAUUGUGAGGAUUAAUGACAACACAUACAAGUUGGAGCUUCUUGGUGACGAUUCGAGGACAAAUCCUUUUGAGGAGAGAAGGAAUGAUGGGAAUCAAGAUGUUAGCACAUGUACCAUGUCAAGGGAUCCAUUAGACAUUCGAGGAGGUCCAAUGACGAGAGCUAGAGCUAAGAAGAUGCAAGAAGCUUUAAAUGGCCUUAUUGAGCAAAUCUAGGUUGAAAACAACAUGCAACAAGUAAAUCAAAGCUUGGAUGAUUAUCAAGGCAUGGUAGACAUCAUUUAGGUUCAAGAGAAGCUUAAUUGAGGUCAUUCACACUAAAUUACACAAUUUGAGUCAAAAUUGCACGAUCCUGCCGCAAUUUGUAGCAAACUGAUAUUUCAUGUGUUUUUAGGUUAUUCUGAGUAAUUUUCAUGAUUUUUUUUAUUAUUUUUGGGCUGAACAUUUAUUUAUUUGAAGCCUAAUUUAUGGUUAUUAGGUUUAGGAUUUAAGGUGUUAGUUUCCUAUUCUGAUUAGGAUUAGUUUUUCUUAUUUAAAGGGCUUGUAACCCUAAUUGGGAGGGAACUAUUGAAUCUGAGUAU